Molecule: messenger RNA, 1905 nt
Organism: Trichomonas vaginalis G3
Lineage: Eukaryota; Parabasalia; Trichomonadida; Trichomonadidae
Product: Notch signaling pathway
Exons: 1
Coding region: 1-1905 (634 amino acids)
Biological process (GO): protein processing
Cellular component (GO): membrane
Source: RefSeq, a predicted model, not a curated record
AUGUUUAUCUUUGCUUGCUUAUAUCUAACAAAAGAAUAUAGUUUGUCUUUUCCAAAUGAAUUCAACUUCAGAAUGCCAACUACAGACGGCUGGAUGGGUCCUAAAACAAGAUGGCAAGGCAACAAUGGCUAUUUAGUCAAAAUUACAACAGCAGAAGAAUUAACAAACCACAUUGCUAAUAAACACUAUUAUUCAGAAACACUUCUUCUCCCAACUUCUCUUGUUACCGAUGAAAUUUUAACAAAUCUUGAAAAUAAUUUCAAACCUAUUAAAUAUCUUCGUGCCAUCAUUAUGUAUCCUACUGGAGAUGCCAACGUUUCUUCAGCUCCCAGAUAUCCAAAUCAAAAGUAUUCAUACCAUAAAGAAGAUUACGACUGGAAUCCAUAUGGAUCUGGCUCAGACAGAAAGCAGCAUUCAUUUGAUAUCUAUCAAAUCACAUCAGAAGAAUACCUUGCUGCAUUUUUAGCAUUGAUGAAUGCUUUUCCAGAAGAAUCCGGAGUUUAUAUCAACAACAGACAGUAUUCACGUGGCAACUUCAAGAAAUCGUACACUACUAAAAAGAGCGGAAACCCAUUGGCAGACCCUGUUUCAGGCGUUAACAUCUAUGGUUCGUUCGAUGCGAAUUUCACCGGUCCUGCUGUUUGGGCCAUUGCUUCAAUCGACUCAUUCGGUCUUACUCCAUACAACCAUGUCGGCGCUGAUCGUUCUAUGUCAGGAUUCAUUGGUUUACUCGCUGCUUUGAGAGCAUUACAAAAUUUGACUUGGUCAGAAGCCACUAAACCACUUCGUUAUAUAUUCUUUGAUACAGAAGAAUUUGCAUACUCUGGUUCCGAGCGCUUCCUUUACGAUAUUGCCAACUUCAAAUGCCAAACACCAGAUUCAGACAAUUCAGAUGCUUGUUCUAUACCAUACCGUGCAUAUAUGGGCUUCAAGAAUAUUACUCUUGACGAUUUCGAUACUGUUAUUGAGCUCCAAAGCAUUGGUUUAUACAAUGAUUCAUCUAAACUUUUCGCACACUCAGAAAAAGAAGUUAAUGCAGAAUUUCUUUCGAACGUCACUUCAGUAAACUACAGUGGCGUCUCAAUUUCCCAAGCCGAUUCAGAUUUACCCGGAGUUCCACCAUCAUCCAUGAAUUCCUUCCUCAAAUACAAAAACCGCACCUUCAACCAUGUUGUUCUUACCGGAUUUAACAGGCAAUACGUCAAUAAAAACAUCGGAAUGCCAGAUGACAGUUAUAACAACAUCGAUAUCGACUACAUGACCAAAGCAGCAACGAAUACCGCCAGGCUUCUUGCUAAGCUUUGCUUCCCCGACCUUCCUGAGGCGAAUCUUUCAUCAAUUGUCGCAGAUAAAGAUAUGAUCAACCAAACACUGUACGGAUUCGCUGUUAACCCCAAUGCAUCAUCAAUAUUCCUCCAUUUCUGGCCUCUCUCCGAAAAGAGACCACAGUUAUCCACUGUUCCUGGCUCAAUUUACACUGGAGUUUCUAUUGGUUACUCUUACAGAACAAAACAUCAGUUUAUCAAGAUGUUUAUGGACGAAACAAAGGCUGCCAAGUACGUGGAUGUUGACUGCAGUGAUUCUGAGAAGGUAAACUGCUCUAAAAUCGAUCCAGAGCUCAAAUGCGGUUGGAACAACAGAUGCGUUAAAUCUAAUGUCGAAUUUUCACCGGCUUUGUACCCAGGAUUGGAGUUUGACUAUGAUGAUUACAAGUACAAUGUUUCUACAUGGGAUAAUCCUUAUUUCGCAGAAACAAGAUGGAAUAACCAAAUGCUUUACUACGUAACACUCGGACAGGCUUACAUCGGAAGAUACGCAAUCUUCGUAGGUGUUCUGUUAUGGCUGAUACUCGCAAUCGGUGGUGCAAAGUUGUGGAGUUGGAAUUUGACAAAAUUAAGCAAAUAA